AUGGAGACAAAGCUCCAAGUGAAUCACCGUGCCCUGCUCAAUGAGGGGAAGGAGGAUGAGACGGAGAUCUUUGGCUACCAGACCCACGGGUUCCGGAGGGCCCUGUGCCUUGCCGGGUACCUCCUGUCCAGCGGAGCUCUCCUGCUCGUCUUUUACUGGAAGCCAGCGUGGGACGUGUGGGCCAACUGCGUGCCGUGCGACUUGCAGGAGGCAGACGUGGUGUUGCUCAGAGCCACGGAUGUAUUUCAGAGGUACACAAGGAAGAAGGUGAUCUGGAUCGACUUGUCGAAACUUUUGGACAGAGACAAACUGAGUCAUGUCUUUGGCGCUGACAAGGAAUGUGUCAUCUCCAAAGCCGUAAUGAAGCCGCAUUUGAAAGUGAGGUACAUCCGGGUACAAAAAAUCCGCUAUGUAUGGGACGUCUCUGCAAAACAGUUCCAGAGAAUUGGGUCACUGGAGGACAGCAACACGUGUUAUGAAAUCCAUCACAAGUUUGCCGAUGGGCUGACCACGCAAGAGCAGGAUUUCCGGAAGUUAGUUUGUGGGCCUAACGCCAUUGAAGUGGAAAUCUGCCCCAUCUGGAAACUGCUUUUUAAAGAGGUCCUGAACCCCUUCUACGUCUUCCAAGCCUUCACCCUGACACUGUGGAUUUCCCAGGGCUACAUCGAAUACUCAGUCGCCAUCAUCAUCCUCUCCGUCAUCUCCAUCGCCCUCACCACCUACGACCUGCGGCAGCAAUCCAUCAAGCUCCACAACCUGGUGGAAGAACACAACAACGUGCCAGUGACGGCCUGGGUUAAACACGAAGGUCGCCGUCAGAUGGCGUCUUCUUCCUUGGUGCCAGGAGACGUCAUCCUCUUGGAAGGCCAGAAACUCUCCCUGCCGUGCGAUGCCGUCCUUCUGGAUGGCAGCUGCAUCAUCAACGAGGGGAUGCUGACAGGUGAGAGCGUCCCAGUGACCAAGACCGCCCUGCCCCACACGGAGAACACCCUCCCCUGGAAGACGCACAGCGUGGGGGACUACCGGCGGCACGUCCUCUUCUGCGGCACAGAAGUCAUCCAGACCAAGCAGACCAUCAAAGGGUCCCCCAGAGCCGUCGUGUUGCAGACGGGCUUUAACACAGCGAAGGGAGACCUGGUGAGGUCCAUCCUCUACCCGAAGCCCCUGAACUUCAAAAUCUACAGAGACGCCUUCAAGUUCAUCCUGGGCCUGCUCGUGAUCGCCGUCCUGGGCAUGGUCUAUGCCAUCUACGUGUACACCAGCCACAAGCAACCUGCAGAUGUCACUCUGGCCAUGGCCCUCCUCUUCCUGACGGCUCCCAUACCCCCGGCCCUCCCGGCCGCCAUGACCACUGGCAGCGUUUACGCCCAGCGGAGGCUGAAAAAGAAGAAGAUUUUCUGCAUCAGCCCACAGAGGAUCAACAUCUGUGGGCAAAUCAAUCUGGUGUGCUUCGACAAGACUGGCACCCUGACGGAAGACGGCCUGGACCUCUGGGGCACCAUCCCUUGCCAAGGGGGCAGCUUCCAGAAGGCCCACUGUUUCUCCUCCGGCUCGCCCUUGCCCUGGGGGCCGCUGUGCCGUGCCAUGGCCACCUGCCACUCGCUGCUGGUCCUGGAGGGGAAGAUCCAGGGAGACCCGCUGGACCUGAAGAUGUUCGAGGGCACCGGCUGGGAGAUGGAAGAGGCCAGUCCAGAGCACAGUAAAACUAGCACAGCUGAUGAGCAUACAGUAAUUAAACCAGGACGAGAUGCUUCCCAGGCCUCCGUGGAAGGGAUCGUGGUCUUGCACCAGUUUCCUUUCUCCUCCUCUCUCCAGAGGAUGUCAGUCAUUGUGCAGGAGCUGGGGAAGAACUCUUACGACCUCUACAUGAAAGGAGCCCCGGAGAUGGUGGCCAGUUUUUGCACAGCAGAGUCCGUUCCCAGGGACUUCCUCCAGGAGCUCCAAGGCUACACCUCGCAAGGCUUCCGCGUCAUCGCCCUGGCACAGAAGGCGCUCGCCGUGGGCGAGGACAAGGAUCUGGGUGACUUGGAAAGGGAGGAGGUGGAAUUUGGCCUGAACUUCCUGGGCCUGCUGGUCAUGGAGAACCGGCUGAAGAGGGAGACCGAACCGGUCCUGGAGGAACUCACGGCCGCCCGCAUCCGGACCGUGAUGGUCACAGGUGACAACCUCCAGACAGCCGUCACUGUCGCUAAGAACUCCGGGAUGGUUUCCGGCAGCAGCAGAGUGAUCCUCGUGGAAGCAAGUGAACCAGAGGGAUCCACCCCAGCCUCCAUUACCUGGCAGCUGAUGGAGGACAAGCAUCCAGGCCCUGGGGAAGGGAAAGACCUCUGCAUUGCCAUCGAGGACAAGGUGGAGCUUGGCAGGCCGGGCACCGAGUUCCAUUUUGCCAUGAAUGGGAAGUCCUAUCAGGUCCUCACCAAGUACUUCAGCAGUUUGGUACCAAAGGUACUUCUGAAUGGAACUGUGUUUGCCAGGAUGUCUCCAAGCCAGAAGUCCAGCCUUGUGGAAGAGUUUCAGAAGCUGAAUUACUACGUGGGGAUGUGUGGAGACGGCGCCAAUGACUGCGGGGCAUUGAAGAUGGCGCAUGCUGGGAUCUCCCUCUCCGAGCAGGAGGCCUCGGUGGCGUCGCCCUUCACGUCCCAGACCCCCAACAUCCAGUGCGUGCCAGAAAUGAUCAGCGAAGGCCGGGCCUCCCUCGUCUCCUCCAUUGCGGUGUUUAAAUAUCUGAUCCUUUACUGCAUGAUCGGGUUCGUGGGGUCAUCUCUGCUUUUCUGGCAACUCCAGAUCCAGGGGAAUUACCAGUACCUCGUUCAGGACAUCGGCAUCACCAUCAUCACCUGCCUCACAAUGAGUCUGACCCACGCCCACCCCAAGCUGGCCCCCUACCGCCCCCCCGGCCAGCUCCUCUCUCCGCCGCUGCUGCUCUCCGUGGUUCUCAACGUGGUCUUCACUAUCAUUGUGCAGGUCUGCGGCUUCCUGCUGGUGAAGCAGCAGCCCUGGUACGCCGUGAUUCGCAGUCACAGAGGGUGCCCUUCAGCCAAUCAGACGUGGACCUCAGGCCUCGGCAACGGGACGGCCAACUCCACGGAGCCGCACCACCGGGUGCUGAGCUACGAGGAUGCCACUCUCUGGCCCCUGACCACCGUCAACUGCCUCAUCGUGGCCUUCGUCUUUUCCAAGGGGAAGCCCUUCCGGAAGCCCAUCUACACCAACUACGCCUUCUGCAUCGCGCUGUGCCUGCAGCUCGGGGUCUCCCUCUUCCUGUACUUUGCUGACAUCGAGAGGAUAUACACGGGGAUGGAGCUUCUCUGCACCCCCAUGAUCUGGAGGGUUUACGUCCUGAUCGCGCUCGUGGUCUUGUUCUCUGUCUCCUUCUUCACAGAGGAUGCCAUCCUGCAGAACCGCCGCCUCUGGUUGUGGAUCAAGGCGCUGUUCCGAUUCCGCUCCUCCAGCCAGUACCGGGUGUUGCAGAGGAAGCUGGCGCAGGAUCCCGCCUGGCCGCCCGUCAACCGAAGGGACUUUGCAGAGCCCGCCAAGGGAGAGACCCACGUCAACCCCGCCUACGAGGAGGAGGAGUCCGAGGAAAAGUAG
Gekko japonicus is the source of this 3591-nucleotide messenger RNA. RefSeq names its product probable cation-transporting ATPase 13A5. The record is from RefSeq and is a predicted model, not a curated record. The transcript is spliced from 30 exons. The coding region runs from base 1 to 3591 and encodes 1196 amino acids. Gene Ontology annotation, molecular function: ATP binding; polyamine transmembrane transporter activity; ATP hydrolysis activity. Gene Ontology annotation, cellular component: late endosome membrane. NCBI's taxonomy places the organism in Eukaryota, Metazoa, Chordata, Lepidosauria, Squamata, Gekkonidae. Gene Ontology annotation, biological process: polyamine transmembrane transport; intracellular calcium ion homeostasis.